This is a messenger RNA of Vicia villosa (hairy vetch), 1348 nucleotides long. RefSeq names its product B3 domain-containing transcription factor VRN1-like. The transcript has 7 exons. Bases 143 to 1324 code for a protein of 393 amino acids. Lineage: Eukaryota; Viridiplantae; Streptophyta; Magnoliopsida; Fabales; Fabaceae. Gene Ontology annotation, molecular function: DNA binding. The record is from RefSeq and is a predicted model, not a curated record.
CCAAUAAUAAUUUUAUUUAUAUUUAAGACAAACCAUUGAAAGCGUUCAAUCAAUCAAACAAAGAUAAACCCAGCAACAAAAGAAAAACACAAAAUCACCAUAUCGGCUUCUCAGCUCAACUCAACAAACAAGCUUCAAGAACAUGGCAACUCAACAGCGUCCCAGUUUUCAUAGAGUAAUAAUGAAGAAUAAACAACUGAGAAUUCCAAAAUCAUAUGUUAACAAAUAUUGGAAUGGAACUUCAAAUCCAAUAUUUCUUAGACUUCCAAAUGGUGUUCAACAGAAAAUAUUUUGGGUAGAGCGUGAUGGAGAUAUUUGGUUUGAUAAAAAUUGGGAAAUUUUUGCUAAGAAUUUUAAUUUUGCAUAUUUCUUAACUUUUAAAUAUAUAGAUGAAUCACACUUCAAAGUUAAGAUAUUUAAUCGAAGUUGUUUAGAAAUAAAUUAUUCUGAUAUAAGAUGUGUAGAUGAGGUUGAUGAGAGUUUAGAUGAGAGUGAAGAAGUUGCACUACCUAAAAAGAAAAAAAGUAACAAAAGAAAAAGAGAAGUUGAUUCAGAUUUGAAUACUACCCAACCAAAACAUGCAGGUAAAAAGAGAUAUGCUAUUAAUGGGAGGGCUAAUAAUGAUAGUCCAUAUUUUGAAGUUACACUGAAACCAUCUUACGCUAAAGGCUAUACGUUGAGGAUUCCAGUAGUGUUUUCGAGAAAAUAUUUCAAAAAGAGUGCAAGAAAAGCAAUGAUAAAAUUUGAGAAUGACAUGGCUAUGGAAGUGAAUAUUGAGUAUAAUGAUGACAAUGGAGGAUUUAGUAUGAAACGUGGUUGGAAGAAAUUUACAGAAAAAUAUAAUUUAAAAAUCGGUGAUGUUUGUAAAUUUGUGAUGACUCAAGAUCAACCACUUUCAUUUUCUAUUACCAUUAAUCGAGUCAGAAAGGAGAAGAAACAUAAAAUGUUUUCAGGUGUAUCUUCUAGUGAUACUACCGUUGCAAAGAAAAAAAGUGUGGGAGAAACUUCUAGAGGAAGAUCAAAAGGUUCAAAAAGUCGUAAUGUGAUGAACUCGUCAUUUAAGCUUCUUGUGAAUUGUUUAUAUCCGAAUGUUCCAAACGAGCUUAUGAAUAGGCCAAAACAAAUUGUAAAGCUGAAAAUGAAGGAAAAAUUAUGGUUGGUAAAAGUUAAUUAUUAUCCUAGUAUCAAGCGAUGGAGAUUAAGUGGAGGUUGGUCCAAGUUUAGAAAAGAUUGUAGGGUGGAGAUAGGAGAUACCUGUCUCUUUGAGUUAAGAGAUAAACAAAACAUGGUGUUUGAUGUUUCAUUUGUAGGAAAGAAUGCAUGAGUUGUUGAGUUGUUUGAUAUAUGU